AUGGACCCUCCGAACGAGACCAAUCUCACUGCCCACAGUUGGCUAUCUGUGAUCACCUUCUUGGUCGUCAUCGUCAUUGUUAUCCGCCCCAUUCGCAUCCCCCUCCCCAUCCCCGUCUACGAGAAGGUGACCGAUGCCGCAACAUCCAUACCUGAUAUUGAUACUGACGGCGAUGGUGUUGCGAAUCGAUCAGUUCAAGAGACGCCACCAACUCUAUCUGAGACUGAUCAGAUCCGGACUCAUUGCGAGGGUGGUUGCCUUAGUAACAGCAUGGCUGUUAAUACUGAUGCGCUUCCUGAAGGAGUCAACCCUCAGAUUGGCCCAACUCCUUCAAGUUCGCAAUUUGAAAAUGGACAAGAAAACAUGGACGACUCCCUGUCUGCCAAGACUCCAGCCACCACCAACAUCAUCAUUACCAACUCCAUCAACAAUGACACCACUGCCACUAACAACAACAACACGAGUGACAAUCUGGAAGGUGGCUCGCAGAAAAGGAAGAAAACUUUUCCUUAUGACAUCACACUCAACAUUGCCACGGCCCCUGUCCUCGGUGUGUUGUUCUUAUUAGCAACACGCUCAAUUAACGGUCAGAGCGUGCGCGAUGGGAUCAUGGGCGAGCCGUCCAGUGGCGUCGAACCCUACGCGGUUAUGGUCCUGUUCUUCUCUCUGGCGUACAUAUGCAUUAGUCUAGAUAUGACAGGGGUGUUCCAAUACGCUGCGUUCUGGAUCUCGCGACGAGGCGGUGGAGGAGGACAAAGGAUCUUCUUGGCGUUUUUCUUGUUGUCGUCGAUUAUGAGUGGUCUUGCCAGCAACGAUGUGGUCAUCUUGACCAUGACUCCCUUUCUGGUGUACUUCUCCCAGGCCGUUGAGUUGGCUACCCCCAUUGCCUUUCUUAUGGCCGAACUGCAGACCGCGAAUAUCGCGUCAAUGGCACUGUACAUCGGAAACCUGACAAACGUGGUGGUCUGCCAAGCCUACAAAAUCUCAUUCGUCGAGUACAGCGCCUGGAUGCUCCUCCCUUGCAUCGCAUCCAUCGCCGCCUGCUACAUCAUGCUCCGAUUCAACUUUCGUCAUGAGAGAUAUAUCCCGAAAUUGAUCAAGAUCCCCAUGGUCGACCCACGGUCGUGUCUGAAGGAUCCUGCGGGGGCUGUGUUCGGACUGGCGGUGUUAGGGUGUUCGUUGGUUUGUUUGAUUGGGACCUCGUUCGCGCAUGUCUCGGUGUGGAUGGUGACGGGACCGUUUGCGAUGAUCGCUUUUGGAAGGGAUGUUUGGUAUGAUGUUCGACGGUAUCGUCAGGCUCAGGGUGGGCUGAGUGAGGUGGAAGAGAAGGAAGAGGAGGAAGAUGGUGGAGAGGUGGAUGUUGUUGGGUUGGAGGGUCUUGAGAUGAACCAAGUGGAGAGUUGGCUACCCGAGAUUGCUGUUCCUGGUCAGGACAUUGUUCUUCCUGUCCAGCUCCACUCGCCUAUGUUGGAAGCAGGCCAGUUGAAGGCUGGUGCCGUAGCUCAAGGAAAGGGUUCCAUUACUAUCGCCGACGAGGUUACCAUCCCUUUCCCAAUUGAGGUAGGAUCAGUCCGGUCUAUGGCUCUCAACACCAGAGCACCCAAGAACACCUUCCUUGGUCGCUUCCAAAGACGGUUCCCGUUGAUCUACGGUAUCGGGAUCCGAAUGCCCUGGUCAAUACUCCCCUUCACCCUCAGCAUGUUUAUCAUGGUCGAAGGGUUAUCCCACUCUGGUUGGAUCGCCAUCUUUGCAACCUGGGCAACCCGUCUGGUGCCCAACUACAUUGCCGCCACCUACGCGAUCGGCUUCAUCUCUGUCCUGCUCUGCAACCUCUUCAACAACGUGCCGAUGACUAUUCUGGUAGCCCGAAUACUCCAGCAUCCAAAUUUCGCGAACUCGCCGUUGACGAUUGACCAGCCGGCGGUUGUGAGGGGUUGUGUAUUGGCGUUAGUGGUCGGGAGCAACUUGGGAGCGUGCACGACGUUGAUAAGUUCUUUGGCGGGGCUGAUGUGGGAUGCAGUGUUGAGGAGCAAGAAUAGUAAUGUUGGGUUCUGGAACUUUUUUAGGUGGAAUAUGGGCGUGAUGCCUGUUGUCAUAUUUGUAGCUCUUUCUGUUGUCGUCGCUGAGUUAACCGUCAUCUAUUGA
Linnemannia hyalina is the source of this 2145-nucleotide messenger RNA. Lineage: Eukaryota; Fungi; Mortierellomycota; Mortierellomycetes; Mortierellales; Mortierellaceae. The record is from the annotation of a GenBank genome assembly.